Molecule: messenger RNA, 912 nt
Organism: Nicotiana tabacum (common tobacco)
Lineage: Eukaryota; Viridiplantae; Streptophyta; Magnoliopsida; Solanales; Solanaceae
Source: RefSeq, a predicted model, not a curated record
AUGGUGGUAUGCCCAAAGAGGGUGUUCGGGGAGGUCGCCGGAAUUUGGCCGGAUUUUGGUCGCCGAAUUUUCAGGGUAAAAUUGGCAUCAAUAGCUAGGAUUCCCUCCUCUGUCUUGGGACAUAAGCCACCAUGUGAAUUACUUAUGAGUAAGCCACCUUCAUUGACACAUUUAAAUGUAGUUGGAUAUUUAUGCUUUACUAUUAAUCUGACAAGCCAUGAUAAAUUUGCUCCUCGAGUUGUGAGAGAUGUAGUGUUCUAUGAGGAUAUAUUUCCUUUCCACACAGUAGAAGGGUCAUCAGAAUCAUUAUUCCUGGAUAAAAUUCCAGUGCCAAGACAAGAUUUUGAUGAAGAACUGAAGGCAAACAUCUCAUACCCUGUUAAAUAUAACAGUGUGGGUAGUCCUGGUGAUUCUCUUAUUUUGCCUGAUAUUGAGGAACCUAGAAAAUCCAUAAGAGUAUCUAAGCCUCCCAUAUGGCUUAAGGGUUAUGUCAGAGAUGGCAAGAAAAGUUCUGCAAGCUGCUGCAAGUACCUUAUUUCAGAGGUGACUGGAUAUAAAGCUAUCUCUUCAAAAUAUCAAAGCUACUUGGCAAAGUUUUCAGUGGAAAUAGAACCUACAUCAUAUUCAGAGGCAGUAAAGGACAAAAGAUGGGUAGAAGCAAUGCAGGCAAAAAUCAAAGCAUUGGAGGAUAAUAAGACUUGGGAACUGGCAUCAGGAGAAGUUGAAAGGUUAAAAGCUCGAUUAGUGGCUAAAGGGUAUAAUCAGAGAGAAGGUUUAGACUACCAAGAAACUUUUUCACAUGUGGUGAAAAUGGUUACUGCUAGAAGUGUGUUGUUUAUUGCAGUUUCAAGGCAGUGGUCUAUUCAACAAAUAGAUGUUUACAAUGCUUUCUUGCAAGGUGAUCUAUCUUAG